Messenger RNA from Eruca vesicaria subsp. sativa (arugula), 951 nucleotides. Lineage: Eukaryota; Viridiplantae; Streptophyta; Magnoliopsida; Brassicales; Brassicaceae. The record is from the annotation of a GenBank genome assembly.
AUGAACUCAGUCCCUGCUUCCACUGAAUUGCUUGGCUCCGAGAACGAGUCUCCGGUUACUACAGUUGGAGUUGAUUAUUGUCCCAUUUUGGCGGCUAGCUGUCCGAAGAAACCUGCGGGUAGGAAGAAGUUUCGGGAGACACGUCACCCUAUUUACAGAGGAGUUCGUUUGAGAAACUCAGGUAAGUGGGUGUGUGAAGUUAGGGAACCUAACAAGAAAUCUAGAAUUUGGCUUGGAACGUUCAAAACAGCUGAGAUGGCAGCUCGUGCUCAUGACGUUGCGGCCUUAGCCCUCCGUGGAAGAGGCGCCUGCCUCAACUUCGCCGACUCGGCUUGGCGGCUCCGUAUACCGGAGACAACCUGCGCCAAGGCUAUCCAGAAGGCUGCUGCUGAAGCUGCAUUGGCUUUUGAGGCUGAGAAGAGUGAUAACACGGCGAAGGAUCAUGGAAUGAACACUGAGGAGACUACGGUGGUGGCUUCUCAGGGUGAGGUGAAUGAAACGACGACGGAUCAUGGCGUGGACAUGGAGGAGACGAUGGUGGAGGCUGUUUUCAGGGAGGAACAAAGAGAAGUGUUUAACAUGGGGAAGGAGACGACGGUGGAGGGUGUUGUUACCGGGGAGCAGAGCAACGGGUUUUACAUGGACGAAGAGUGGACGUUCGGGAUGCCGACUUUGUUGGCUGAUAUGGCGGCAGGGAUGCUAUUGCCGCCGCCGUCCGUACAAUGGGGACAUAAUGAUGAGUUCGAAGGAGAUGCUGACAUGAACCUUUGGAGUUAUUAAUAUGCACAUUUUUUGAAUGAUGAUAUUUAAUAAAAGUUCUGAUUCUAUACCUUUAUCUUUUUUAUGGGGAUCUUUUCUUUAGUGUGGGAAACGAGUGUAGGUGUUGUGAAAAUGCUGAGUAUUUUUUUCUGGUGUGCAACAUAAUCAUCUUGGUCUCUUUAUAUGUAACAA